Camelina sativa (false flax) is the source of this 838-nucleotide messenger RNA. Its product is annotated as protein ZINC INDUCED FACILITATOR-LIKE 1-like. The record is from RefSeq and is a predicted model, not a curated record. Gene Ontology annotation, molecular function: solute:potassium antiporter activity. Gene Ontology annotation, biological process: regulation of stomatal closure. NCBI's taxonomy places the organism in Eukaryota, Viridiplantae, Streptophyta, Magnoliopsida, Brassicales, Brassicaceae. Gene Ontology annotation, cellular component: plant-type vacuole membrane; plasma membrane.
AAGUGAAUCCCCUGACAUGACAAUGACCUCAAGUAUUUAUAGUGGGACCUUGACCUAGGGUUUACUCGGUCACCUGGUAAAAUGACGAUUUUGCCCCUGCGGCCUGUUGGGCCUGCUCCAAGACUUUUGGCCCAAAAUCUUCUGAGAAUCUCCUGUUUGGGCCUUAUAAAUGUUGGGGGGGCAAAGCCCAUAUCCAACAGUCUCCUUGUCUUUCAGCUUGCCAUCUACUCUUACGCGGAGAGGAAUUUAGGCCCGAUCAUAGUUACACGUAUAUGUGGGAUUCUGGCUUUGGUUGUCUUAUCAACUUACCCACUAAUAGCAAAGCUAUCUGGUGUCGCCCUUACCGUGGCAGUAAAUUCUGCAUCCGUAGCAAAGAAUGUUUUCAGCAGUUCUACUAUAACUGGAACGUUCAUCCUCCAAAACAGGGCUGUGAGACAAGACCAAAGAGGAACAGCUAAUGGGAUUGCCAUGACAGCGAUGUCUAUUUGUAAAGCAAUAGGUCCAGCAGCAGCAGGAAUCAUUUUUUCUUGGAGCGAGAAACGUCAGGAUGCUUCUUUUCUCCCUGGCACCCAGAUGGUAUUCUUUAUACUGAAUGUGGUAUUGGCACUCGGAGUUCUUUGGACGUUCAAACCGUUUCUAGCUGAAACACAACAUUGAUAAUGGGCAAAAUGAACAGUUUGAUGGUAUACAAAUUACGUCGGAUUGUAUUUUGAUUGUAGAAUAUUGUAUUUGUCUGAUGCCAAAGUUGUACCAGAGAUGUGUGUUUAAUAGUAUGGCUGGGCACGGCCGGGGAAAAAAACUUGUUAGACUACGUACGUACUGUCAAGUGUCAUCAUCC